AUGGCGCAAGACAUCAAUGUGAUGCUGUAUGGGCUUGGCGCUAUCGGCUCCUUCUAUGCCUUUAUCUUGGAGCGUACCAAGCGCGUCCGCCUGACCGUCGUUGCUCGUUCCAACUAUGAGGCGGUUAAGAAAGACGGCCUACAUAUCAGAAGUGCGAACCACGGUGACCAUGUCGUGCAUCCAGCGAAAGUGGUGAGGACGCCGGCAGAGGCGGGAGAAACUUACGAUUACGUUGUCUGCGCCCACAAGGCGAUCAACCAAGAGUCCACUGCAAAGCAACUGGCUCCGGCUGUCGAUGAGAACAAAACAUGCAUCGUGAUCAUCCAGAAUGGAGUCGGCAACGAAGACGCGUUCCGAGAAACAUUUCCCAAGUGCACCAUCCUAAGCUGUGUGACGUGGGUUGGGGCCAGUCAAGACAUCCCCGGUGUUGUGAACCACUGGAAGUCUGAGAACACGGAGAUAGGCCUCUUUCCCAACCCGAGCCUCGAUGCUGCUUCCGAACAAACCAGGCUAAAUGAGUUUACAUCGCUAUUGCGUGAAGGCAAAACACCAUUCUCGGUGGAAGACAAUGUUCAGAUCCAGCGGUGGUCCAAGGUCAUCUGGAAUUGUGCAUGGAACUCUCUUACAACACUCACCAUGCUCGACACCCAUUCAUGGCUCAAGUCGUCGCCUGAUUCAAUGCCCAUGACGCGGAGGUUGAUGCAGGAGGUCAUCGAUGUGGCAAGGGCGUGCGACGUCCCUGUCAAAGACGGGUUGAUUGAUGAACUUCUCGAGAAGAUCCUGGCGAUGCAGCCCAUCGGGUCCAGCAUGCAGACUGACUGUAAGAUGGGACGCCCAAUGGAAGUUGAAAUCAUCCUGGGAACUCCAGUCCGAAAGGGAAGGGAGCUCCAUGUGGCGACCCCAAUCCUGGAGGUGCUGUAUACCUUGCUGUCGGCCAUCAAUACCCGUAUGAAGCCAGUUUAA
Messenger RNA from Cladophialophora carrionii CBS 160.54, 963 nucleotides. RefSeq lists its product as uncharacterized. Lineage: Eukaryota; Fungi; Ascomycota; Eurotiomycetes; Chaetothyriales; Herpotrichiellaceae. The transcript has 5 exons. Gene Ontology annotation, biological process: pantothenate biosynthetic process. Gene Ontology annotation, molecular function: 2-dehydropantoate 2-reductase activity. The coding region runs from base 1 to 963 and encodes 320 amino acids. Gene Ontology annotation, cellular component: cytoplasm. The record is from RefSeq and is a predicted model, not a curated record.